This is a messenger RNA of Amphimedon queenslandica, 1392 nucleotides long. RefSeq names its product prolactin regulatory element-binding protein-like. Gene Ontology annotation, molecular function: guanyl-nucleotide exchange factor activity; protein binding. The coding region runs from base 27 to 1340 and encodes 437 amino acids. The record is from RefSeq and is a predicted model, not a curated record. Gene Ontology annotation, biological process: endoplasmic reticulum to Golgi vesicle-mediated transport. The transcript is spliced from 8 exons. NCBI's taxonomy places the organism in Eukaryota, Metazoa, Porifera, Demospongiae, Haplosclerida, Niphatidae. Gene Ontology annotation, cellular component: endoplasmic reticulum membrane.
UUUAACCCUUACACCCACUAUCAAACAUGGCAGACAACAAUGGGUUUCUCUUUGGAGCAGACCAUCCUCUCUAUUGCAUUAAGCAUUGGAAGGACGACAUUUUCAUUGUGUCCGGAGGCGGUGGCAAAGCAAAGACUGGGAUUAAGAACAAAGUGAGUUUUCAUCGUCUCCUUACAACUAAUGGAAACCAGUCGGUCAGCAGUCGCUCGUACUAUUCAAGUGAUUGUCUCUGCCAGCGUGAGACCGGGUUUGAUCUACUAAUGCAGUUCUCAAUCAGCCCGAAAGACGCAUCAGUACUUGCUGCCAGUGUUGAAUCAGACUGUAAACUUUAUUCUAUCAAAGAGAAAGAAAGCGGAGACUCAGGAGAAGAGAAAGAAGCUAAAGUUGAGUCUUUGACUUACACGGACAAGGAGAAAGAGAUCGAAGAAAGUGAGAAAGAGAGCAAAGAAAGUGAAGAGGAGAAUGUAAAAGAGAAUGAGGAAGAGGAAGGAGAUUCGUCUAAAGAGGAUGAUGAAGUUGAUGAAGACGGUGAGCUCGAUUUGUUCGAACUAAAUGAGACAGCUGCUGUUACUAGUGAUGAACACAGCAAGGACCCGUCUCAAAACGUCGUCAGGUUCUCGUUUGACGGCUCACACGUUUUGACUGGCGGAGAUGACGGCUGCUUGAGGAUAUGGAAACUCCCAGAUUUGAAGGCUGUAGUUUCGAGUAGAGCACAUAAAGGAGAAAUCACUGAUAUUGCUGUCCAUCCAUCUAAAGAGCUCAGUGUUUCCAUAUCUCGUGAUGGUGUUGCUAAGGUGUGGGAGGGACUGGAUGAUAAAGAGGAAGUAACAGAGUUUACAGCUGCAAAGGACUAUCGUUUUAGAGCUUGUGGGUUUUCUAAUUAUAAGGAUGUACAGGAAUUUUUUACUAUCAGCUCUCCGAUAAAAUGGAAGAACAGGUCACGUCAGUACUGCUACCUCACUAAAUGGGACACACAAAAAUGGAAGACACUAAAAUCAACAAGUACUGGUACCACAAUGCUAACUGCAAUGACUAUAUAUGAACAGUACAUUGGGAUUGGAGAUGCAAGUGGAGGCCUCUUUGUCUACACUACAAAUUUGAAAGCGUUUUUGAAGAUACUUAGCGUACAUUCAUCAUCAGUAACUGACCUGUGCUUUAUGUCACAUGACAAAGGAGAAGAAAAAGAAAAAGAGUUAGUGUUGUUGAGUGUUUCUGUUGAUAGAAGCUGCUACAUCAAUGAAGUAAAGCAGAAAGGUAAUUGGUGGUCAAAGUACUUGAUAUUAUUGACAGUGGUCGUACUUUUGCUGGCAAUAUUUGCUGAAUCUAUUUGGACAUUUUAAAUCUCUUGUAUUGUUUUUCUUUGUAUAAUCAUAGAUAGAUCAAUAAAAAUCA